AUGGUGAACGGUCCCGGACUUUACUCCGACAUCGGCAAAAGAGCCAGAGAUCUUUUGUUCAAAGACUAUCAGAAUGACCACAAGUUCACAAUCACCACCAAGACUUUUACUGGAUUGGAAGUUACUUCAAGUGGAGUCAGGAAAGGUGAGAUUUUUUUGGCUGAUGUUAGUACAAAGUUGAAGAACAAGAACAUCACUACUGAUGUUAAAGUUGACACUAACUCUAAUCUACUCACAACCAUAACUGUGGAUGAAGCUGCACCUGGUCUCAAGACAAUUUUUAGCUUCACUCUACCAGAUCAAAAAUCUGGCAAGGUUGAAUUACAGUACCAGCAUGAUUAUGCCGGGAUCAAUACUAGUAUUGGGUUAACAGCAAGUCCUGUUGUUAACAUCUCUGGUGUGCUUGGAAACAAUUUGGUUUCUGUUGGGUCAGAUGUUUCUUUUGAUACUGCCACCGGCGACUUUAUCAAGUACAAUGCAGGGCUGAAUGUUACUCAUGCUGACCUUAUUGCAUCUCUAACUCUCAAUGACAGAGGCGACACCCUUAAUGCCUCGUAUUACCACGUUGUGAGCCCACUGACUAACACUGCUGUUGGGGCGGAGUUUUCACAUAGCUUUUCCAGCAAUGAAAAUAUACUCACCAUUGGCACACAACAUGCUCUUGACCCCAUAACCUUGUUGAAAGCUCGGGUGAACAACUAUGGCAGGGCAAGUGCUCUGAUCCAGCAUGACUGGAGUCCCAAAGCACGGUUUUCUCUAGUUGGGGAAGUUGAUACUGCAGCCAUUGACAAGAGUGCGAAGGUCGGUCUUGCUGUGGCUUUGAAGCCUUAG
Vicia faba (fava bean) is the source of this 831-nucleotide messenger RNA. NCBI's taxonomy places the organism in Eukaryota, Viridiplantae, Streptophyta, Magnoliopsida, Fabales, Fabaceae. The record is from the annotation of a GenBank genome assembly.